This is a messenger RNA of Iphiclides podalirius (scarce swallowtail), 570 nucleotides long. NCBI's taxonomy places the organism in Eukaryota, Metazoa, Arthropoda, Insecta, Lepidoptera, Papilionidae. The record is from the annotation of a GenBank genome assembly.
AUGGCUGAACGGCUUUAUAUAUUUUUUUUAUGUGUAGGACUUAUCCUUGAUAUAAAUGUCGGUCAGUUGAAAAGGGAAAAAACAUGCCUAGAUGCGUUUGUGUGCGCUCACACAAAAGAACGUAUUUGUGGCUUAAACCCUGUGACUAGAGAAGUGAGAAGAUUUUUAGAUCACUGUGACCUUCUGGAAUUUAACUGUGAAUACAAAGCAUAUUUCCAAAUUACGAAACAACAGAAUUACCUAGUCGUUAUAGUUGUUCUGUUGUUGUUCUUUGUGACGUUUGCCAUCGCUCAUGGACCACCUAUGGAGCGGGAUAAUGAAGACGUCGUUAUGGGGCGGAAGGUAAAAAAAAUGGGAGCCAAAUGGUGCAGUAUGGCGAAGGUAUGCAACCAUGACCGCGUGCCGGUGUGUGGAGUCAGCCACGCCGGUGACAUCAUGGGCUUCCGUGACCUCUGUGACAUGUUCGACUUCAACUGCAUCAGACGUCGCAAUUAUAAACAGACAACAUGCCCGGAGGACAAAUCUGUGCUCAGCGUAUCACGACGGCCCACAAACAGUUACUACGACGAU